UUCGUUGCGCGUGGAGACUUACACCGGAUGUUACGUCUUCGGAACGCGACGCAACCGGAUAUUCCUGUGUAUCGAAAGGAAAUUAAGAAACGCUGCAUAAUGAACAGCCGAGGACUCCGCUCUCAGCUAAAAGACAGCGUACCUGUGGCUGGACUGUGUCCACAGGGCGCUUAUGGAGUGCAGGACUCUCUCCGAAGCGGCUUUACCUGUGUAAAGAAUGAGCUUCUUCCAAGCCACCCACUGGAGCUGUCAGAAAAAAAUUUCCAGCUUAACCAGGACAAGAUGAAUUUCUCAACACUCAGAAACAUCCAAGGUCUUCAUGCUCCUCUCAAACUACAAAUGGAGUACAGAGCUGCCAGACAGAUCCAGCGCCUACCGUUCUUACCCAGUUCCAACUUGGCACUGGACACGCUGCGAGGCAGUGACGAGUCCAUCGGCUUUGAGGACAUCCUCAGUGAUCCAGCCCAGAGUGAAAUGAUGGGUGAGCCCCACAUGAUGGUGGAAUACAAACUGGGAUUGUUGUGAAAGAUGCUGAAGUUAAAAACCACUUAAAUCCACACAAAUAUUUAGGUUACAGUUCUUGAUUAUCCAUUCCAAAACAGAAGUUAGCAACUUAGUAACCAGAGACUGUUAGUCAGUAAUGUUUUCUGCAGGAAGAUGUGUGUGUGUGUGUGUGUGGUGAUACACAGACGCUGAGUGUUGCUGCAGUCACUCAAACAGGCCUCUAUGGAUGCUUUUGUGUUAUUGAAUAUGGUUAUUUCUAUUAAAUAAACCCUUAUCUUGUGGA
Molecule: messenger RNA, 787 nt
Organism: Melanotaenia boesemani (Boeseman's rainbowfish)
Lineage: Eukaryota; Metazoa; Chordata; Actinopteri; Atheriniformes; Melanotaeniidae
Product: proteasome maturation protein
Exons: 6
Coding region: 28-525 (165 amino acids)
Biological process (GO): proteasome assembly
Cellular component (GO): nucleus; cytoplasm
Source: RefSeq, a predicted model, not a curated record